Messenger RNA from Acanthosepion pharaonis, 1734 nucleotides. The record is from the annotation of a GenBank genome assembly. NCBI's taxonomy places the organism in Eukaryota, Metazoa, Mollusca, Cephalopoda, Sepiida, Sepiidae.
AUGUUUUCUAUCCGGGACAAACAGCAGAUGCCCAAAUCUUGGAAAGUUUUGAUCAACUUUUUAACUACACAAUCUGUUAGUUUAGCAUAUCAUUUUGGAAUCAGGCCGACUCCGUCAGCAAAUGAGCAACUUAGAGCUGAAUUCUGUUAUUUAACAAGCAUGGCAACAGAAGAUGAAAACCUGAAUGCAAGUGGACAGUUUUCCUUCCGAGGAAUUGACUAUGUCAUCUUUAUGACAGUCGACAAAGAUGGAAACAGUUUCACAAUUGAAGUUCAAGACAGUCUGACUGUUGAUCAUUGGGGUGGAACAUUUGAUGUCGAAUAUAUUGAAGGUCUUACUCACAAAACUGGCAAUUUUAAACAAUUCUCCAUUUUCGCUAAUAUGUUGAAAACUGCAAUUUUACAGAAAAGUGACAGCGUAACAUUGGAUUUGUUAACAUACUCUGACCUUGAGCUACUUCGACAACGGCGUUCAGGAACAAAUGGAAUGACACCUACAGUGAUGGCGAAACCUAUCUGUCCCUCGAACCUUAAGUCAAGACGAUAUUUGAUUCUAAUUUACACAGUUGAAUUUGAUAGAAUACAUUAUCCUCUUCCGCUGCAUUUCAAAGAAAAGUUGAAUCCAAAAUCCUUACAAGAAACAGUUGUCAAGCUCCGAAUGGAAAUCAAACAAUUAAAAGAAGAGAUGAAAAGUAAUAAACUUGCAGAUUUUGAAAAACUACAAAGACAGUUUGAUUCUCUACAAAAAGACAAAGAAAUUGGGACCCCAUCUUCAGAGCUUCAUCAGGAAAGAAGAAAUGGUGGGCACAAAAAAGAAGUAGCUUUGUUGAAAGAAGUCAUUAAGAAAUUGGAGAAUGAUUUGAUGAAAGAGAAAUCUAUACAUCAACGACAUCAGCGUAAAAAGGCUCAGGAAUUACGUGAACUGCAACUUGAGGUGAAAGAGUUACGAUCUUCAGAACGCCAGUUGAAAAUUAGAAUCAAAACAUUAACAAAUGAAUUGGCUGUGUAUAAACGACAACAAAUUCGGCCAGCUCGGACAUGUCGUCGUGAUCGUUCAUCUUCUUUGGAAAGCAUGGGUCGACACUCUUUACGAGACCGGUCUUCCUCUCGUGAGCGAUCACUUUCACGAGAACGGACAGGACUGCACAGAGAACGUUCAAACUCUCGGGAAACGAGAGGAAAAGAAAGGAUCUACUCUCGGUAUGACAAUUCCUUGAUCAGUUCCAGACAUAGCAACAAUUCUUCAGGUUCAAAAAAGAACAGUUUUGUUCGAAGCCGAACUCCAUCACCAAGCACUAAAAAUGGUCGAUUUGAUCCAACUGCUUAUAUCAGGAACAAAGAAAGAAAACAAGAAGAAAUAAGGAAUAGAAAGCAAUGGAAUCGCUGUAACAGUCUUGAACGGAAAACCAAAUCAUCUCCCAAAAUGCGACAGUUACAGAGAUCAAUUGAAAGUUAUGCAGAUUCCAGUGAUGGAAACCUAUCAGAGGGUUCUGUUUCCUCUUUUUACAAAGUAAGGCAUCCACCAAAUCAGAAAUUAAGAACAGAAUCCAAAUAUACUUACACAUGCAGUCCAGAUGUUGAUAAAAACCAUUCUUCCACAGAUAACAAGCAAACUCACCAAUACAAAGGGGAAAACAAUGGGAUGCACAUGCUGGAGCAGUCACUGGAAAUUGCAGAAAUCGAUGCCAAACUGGAACGCCUACAAAAACAGUUAUUGAAAAGCAGUUUAUCUUGA